This is a messenger RNA of Klebsormidium nitens, 2016 nucleotides long. NCBI's taxonomy places the organism in Eukaryota, Viridiplantae, Streptophyta, Klebsormidiophyceae, Klebsormidiales, Klebsormidiaceae. The record is from the annotation of a GenBank genome assembly.
GCCACUUCUCCGGAGUCCAAAUUCUUGGCUGCAAAGAUCUGAAACUUCAAAGGUGAGGCUGCUACAUAGGGAAGCCGCAGUGCCAGCAGCCUGCUCUACCGUAGGUAAAUUUCAAAAACGGGGGACUGGUAGACCAGGAUUGCAGAUUGCAAUCUCUGCGAAGCAGCUCCUGAAGCCUCUGAGUGUGGGUUGAUACCUAUGUGAGUUGGUUGUCAGCUACUGUGAGCACUUCGCGUCGGGGGGGCUUGCAAGCAGGCGGCUUUGAAGUUGGGUAGGGCCAACGUGCCGCUGCGUUUCUCGGCCCACAUUUGUUGAGCCUUCAAACUUGUCUGGAGAGCAUGUAGGAUGCCUGCAGGGGAGACAGUGCAGGCCUUGCAAAAGUUGCAUGCUUAUUGCCUCAUGUGAGACAUGCAUUGAGUAUAGGGGGAGCCCUUUGAAGCUGGAAAGAAUCGAUUCUAUUCUGAGCUUUUAUCAGCAGCAAGGACUAGCUGCCAAAAACAGCCUGUAGCAAUGUUUCAAGGAGGGCAGGGGCUCUUCGCUUGAUGUGACAUCAGGAGACUGCGGCUAUGGAUGACUCUGAGACGUACUUCUAUGAAGAGGACUUUGACGAUGCUGGCUUGCUCUCAGCUGUGCAUGAGGCAGAAGCGUCCAAGCGGCAGAAGAUGAAUGCAAGCGAAUGUGAUCUAGGCAGCAACGUCAUCCAUGUAAAGCUCCCUGAAGUGCUCACUGGGUGGGCUCAACAGACGGGCAUGCCAGCGCGUCCCACCAUAAGAGAGCUUCCGCAGACACCAGCUUCGGGGAGGAGCCACAGCAACAUGAAUGGGGGAGGGGGAUCUGGGAGACCCCGAUCAGAGGGUCGAAUGGUGCCCCCCACUGCAACAGCAUCUGAUCCCAGUGCCACCUUGAGCCUUGUUCCUAUAUUGGCUCCACAGCGGGAGCACAGAGUUGAGGUCGAGCACACUGCUCAGCGGGGCAAUGUGCAGCAUGGCCAGAGCUACGGACAGAACAGUAGACCCCCUGACAGUCAGCGAGCAGGACAGCAGCAGAACGCGUCGCACCUAGUUCCUGACAACCAGCUUAUGUACCCUCUGGUGUUGCCAAGUGCCACCCCCCCUCCUCCAGCAUCGCCACAGCCACCUUCCUGGCAAGCUAGUGGUGCAACAGACAAUUCCUACUUUGUAACACACCCCCCCGCUACCUCCAGGCCCUCCACCUCCUAUCAGCAACCACAUACCCCUCAGCCAGGGAAUCAACGGCUGCCCUUGCAGCAGGUUUCCGAGAAUCGGCAAGUUCCCGGCGCGCUCGCUCUUGUAGAUAGGAAAGAAGCCAGGCCUCAAGUCGUUGCAGCUGGAGGGCAGGAGAACGUGCCUGCUGCGCCGCCGGCAAAGAAGAAGGAACUGUGGUUGGACUGCCCCCGCGCCUCUGUCUUCAGGUCCUUCCAGGAUGAGGCCAUGCAGAUACUAGAUCCAUGCGACUACCAGAUGCUGCAAGGGAAGAGGAUGAUAAAGAAGACAGGGUGGCGGAAGCUGGGCAUGUUCUUCGGCGUCAACUACGAGAUCAAGGACUUCCGGGACGAGACGGACCAGAACGGGGACAUUGUGCGGUCCAGAUUCUGGGUGAAAGCAAUCAUGCCAAACGGGCGGUACUGUGAGGCCACAGGCUCCUGCGACGCCAACGAGAAGCGCUUCUCGAAGCCGAACAACGACAUCCCGGCAACUGCAGAGACGCGGGCCAAAACACGAGCAGUUCAGGAUCUCCUUGGCAUAGGCGAAUGGAAGAGCCAUCAAUGAGCUUCAGAUGUCAAGAUGUCGCAUUGACAGUCAGAUACCCGUCAAACGCACUGUAAAUCCUGGCCAGUGUUGCGAGUCUCACGAAAGCUACAAAUUGAGCUUUAGGGGCGUUGGGCUCGCUGCCAAUAAGGUGGCACUUUGCAAUGUUCAGGUGAGCUUUACUAUGUCACAUGUACAUUCGGGUUCCAUACGAUUUUGCGCUCUCUCCGGGGUUUGAAGAUUGAAG